AUGACCGGUACUAAGCCAAUCAAGCCAACCAAACUAACCAUGGUAAGUAGCAUUUGCGCCAUCUGCUUGGAUGCGAUUGACAAAUCUAUAGCAAAAUUAGAACCUUGCAAUCACAAAUAUCAUAUCGAUUGUAUAAGAACAUGGCAUAAUUACUCAAACGACUUAAAUUGUCCAACAUGUAGAAUUGAAACAAAUCAACUUAGUGUAAACAUUUAUCCUGAAAUACAAUCACCUCCUGUUAAAAUAACUUUAAAAACAGGAUUUAAUAUUAACAAAAUUGAGGAAUAUUGUGAGUUAAUUAGACGUCAACCAAUGCAUGGGACCACGGGAAUACGAAGAAAUGAUUACCAUCCCUUGCUGAAUGAAGAAGAGAGUGUUAUCUAUGAGGCUAUUUCAGAUGAAUUUGAAGAAAAUUACGAUAGUGAUAUGGAAAACGAUUUCGAUAACAGUGAUUUAAGAGUUGCUGAGCUAAAUGAAUCUUUUGGCAAUAUUUUGAAUAUUAAUGAUGACAAUGAAGCUAACAAUAACCCAGAAGAACUGAUAGGAACCUUUAUAACAAAACAAAACGAUUUAACGCCUUCAAAAAAACAGAAACAAAUAUUGCAAUGCAGUAUAUGUGGUGAAACAAAUCAAGAAAUAAACAUCUGCUGUCAAGUUUGUAAGAUCAUAUACCAUGACAGUUGUUUGAGAUCAUUGGCAUUAGAGACUAAUGAGCCUGCGACUUGGAUGAACUGUAUUCAAUGCUUUGAAUCAGUAACAGCAUUUAAAAUGCCUAAAAUAAAAGAUGAUAACGUAUUCACUUUUAAUUCGGAUGAAAUAAUGAUAUAUAAUGGGCAAAUAAGAGAUAUAAAUAGUGUAUUGUCACAACAAUUAUAUGAACAGACUAAGGUGAAAUCUUUAGAGCAACUACGAAUAGCAAAGACACAAAUACAAUCUCAUGUAAGAAAAGCACUGCAUGAACUGAAUAAAAACGCAACUACUAGUGUUGACAAAAUAGGAAUAAAUGAUUUUACUAAGAUAAAUAAGAAGGUUUCAAGGGAACUAUAUAAAAUAUCUGACUAUGAAUACAAAAGUGAUGACAUAGACUACGACUCCGAAGCCAUGAGAUUAGUCUUGAUUGAAUUGGUUAAUUUAGGUUAUAUGAAUCAUUUAUAA
Molecule: messenger RNA, 1155 nt
Organism: Tetrapisispora phaffii CBS 4417
Lineage: Eukaryota; Fungi; Ascomycota; Saccharomycetes; Saccharomycetales; Saccharomycetaceae
Gene: ASR1
Product: ubiquitin-protein ligase ASR1
Exons: 1
Coding region: 1-1155 (384 amino acids)
Molecular function (GO): zinc ion binding
Source: RefSeq, a predicted model, not a curated record